CCGUAUCAGUGUGAGGCCGGCUAUCAGCCGCCUAACAUCGAGGUCGGGGUUACGCUUGUAUACGUAACACGGCUGCCGCAGGCACCCACACACAUAUACUUGCGACACCCGUGCACGGAUUCUCGCGGAUUCUCUUGUCGUGGGCUAGGCGAGCAGAGGGAUCUGCGAACUGUUCACGCGGGGAAUCCUUUUCGGCUGUCAACGGGUGGGCAGCCUUUCUCAAUGCAGUAUGCGUCAUAAUCGAUAAGGGCAGAAGCGGGGCGCGUGUAUGGAAUCGUCUUAAAGGAAACGUCGCGCCCUUUGUCGAAAUGAAUGAAAGUCGCGAGAAAGGAACGGAGAGAAAGAGAGGGAGAGAAAGAGAAAGAGCGAUUGGGCGAGGUGAGUGCGAGGAUGUGUGAAAGGGAAGGAGAGUCAGGGAAGCAUAAGGAAUCGUAGGUGUCGAGGUUAAGGGAAACCGUGACUAAAGGACGACGAGGGGUGGGGGAUAAGACGAAGUUCGCGCGCGCGUGUGUCUCGUAACAGACAAAAAAAAAAAAGAAAAAAACAAUCACGGUACAACGACACACUAAACAUUGUGGACAUCGGGAUUGCUCGAUUCUUCGUAACGAGUCUCUUUUCAUUUGAUUGUCGCAGAGAAGGAUCAACGGUGCGCCAUACGUCGAAACGAACAACCGGUCCCCGGAAGAGUGGAGUGUGGACAACGUAGAAAGUAAAAAGUGUAGACAGGACGAUUUAAAAAGAAAGAGAAACAGAGAUAAAGAAAGAAAGGGAAAAAAAAUAAGAGAGAAAGAAAGAAAAAAGAACCUGAUGAUAUCUUCGUGGGUAAGAAAACUGCGUAACAUAAACGGGUCAUGCGAGUAAGCCGUAUUAUCGGUGUUUCGUGCUUCUAGGGGGAAGUAUCGAGAAGCGGUGAGUGCGGUAUCGAGAGUAAUUAAGCAGUCGCGGGAUUAUUCGGUAAUAAUGGCUGAUCGCGAUUGACUGAGGGAGACAGGGCAAGUGUGUGCGCGGUCACUGGUGUACAUUUGGUUUACAUUUAGCCGAAUAACGCGAUAGAACGACAGAACGGAAUAGAUAAAGAAAAAAGAGAGGGCAAACGAAAAUAGAUACAGAAUAAGGAGAGUGAGAGAGAGAGAGAGAAAGAGAGAGAGAAAGAGAGAAGUGAUUGUCGAAUAAACGGCGGGAUCAUAAUCGAAGAAAAUCAAAUGUCGUUAGCGGCCGUUACUAAAACCUGGAACGGAUAUAUCAUUAGGAACAGAGUGUCAAUCGAGUGAGAAACAGCGUAGAACGAAAUUCUUUGUGAUCGUGGCGAUCGCCACGUCGAUUCCCUUCCUCAUUUCUAUCGCAGAGGCAGAAGAGAGUCGAUGGGCUUGCGAGGAACACGGUUGGAUCGUGUCGAAGCGUGGCAGCGAGGAGCAACGGAGCACGACUCGAAGCGGGCAGAUGAUUUUCGAUCGAUCGACAGUCGCACGGCAUCGAGACUAUCGCGCCACCGAGUUUCGUUACGUGUAUAGGUUGCCAUGCCGUCGAACUACCGUCGGAGAUGCGCAUCGACGUUCAGUGACGACGAUACUUAGUUGAGCAUGUGUCAUUUUUGACAGGAUCGACAGGGAAGAACAACGGUUGCCACGACAUCUGAUGAUGUCCUUUCAAAUGAUGUUUGGAUACAUUCUCGACGGAGAAGGAGAGACGGGUGAUUAGUGAAAAGGAGAAGGAGAGAAAGAGAGAAAAAGAGAGAGAGAGAGAGAGAGAAAGAGAGAGAGAGAAAGAAAGAAAGAGAGAGAGAAAGAAAGAAAGAGAAGAAGACAGGUAGGAGACGAAGAAAAAAGUGUAAAGAGAAAAAAAGGAGACAGAGAUUCGGUGUUAGCAGAGGAGAAAAAGAAAGGAUGGCACUUCGGAAUUUGUGCUUGAUCAAACCGAAUGUGAAGAAUCGCGUUGUAAACGCGACAAAACGCAAGGAACGAAGCGAGGUGAGGAAGCACGCGACCGAAACAACCCGUUUCCCGCGACUCGUAGCCGUGUCUCGUUUCUGAGGGGCGUCCCAUCGACGUAGUUUUUAUGUGUCCUCGUCAGAACGGCAACGAGCGAGAGGAUUCGGCACAUUGCCCGUUGGUCGCACGUGCGCAUUGAUGGUCGACAGUAAAACUCCUUCCAAAGGCAGAUAGACGCGGAAUAAUCCUGUGCUUUUUCUCGUGACGAGUUUUUGUGUCAAACAGGUGAGAGAUACGGCCUUCACGCACAAGGCUGGCGAACGAAUCACGCGUAUUCCGUCCCAGAACGAAUAUUAAUAAAUAUAUAUAUCUAUAAAAAAUAUAUAUAUAUAAAACAGGAAAGAAAAAGAAACAAAGAGAGAAAGAAUUGAGUGUAUGUGGAGCCCUUCGAGAACGAGAAUUGUUCAAAUGGCCAACCAUCGUGUCCCAAAGAGAAUAAUCGGUGACUAGUCGUACCAAUCGUGUGCAACGUGGUGAGAGUGACAGAGAAAGGAGUAGAAAGAGAGGGCAUGCUCGGUAUACGAAGUGGUGUGAUCGUUUCUGAGCGAGCAACGGCAACAGCAGCAGCACAUGCUACGGUGAUCCGUAUCAAUUCGCGACUGUGAUUUCUAAGCUUAAGGUUAUAAACAAAAUAUUAAGAAAACAAAGAAGAGCAAGAGAGGAAGGAGAAGAGACGGAUGAAAUAUAUAAAUUAUUAAAAAAAAAGCAAGAUAGAGAAAUAUAAAAUCGUCCAUUGUGAUAUUAAGAUAUAUUAAAGGAAGAUUAGGUGAACAUGUGCGUUUAAGGAGAUGGGUGUGAAUGAAAGGGGGCGCGACACAGAGUGUGCCAGACUGAAAUGCGAGUGUAAUUAAUGGAAACAAUGGUCGAUCGCGGGGCAUGCGUCGGAUUUAUAAACUGUGAUACACUGAUAACUACACCGAAAAGAGCCUGAUGUUCAAUCUCUGACGUCGAAUCGCGUGUACCGACCUAUCUGGAAACAAAGUGGAAUGAAUCGCCGGUUUCGAAUCACGUUUUUGGCCACCUCGUGAUUCACUUCGUAGUCGAUCAGUUUCAAUCGGAAAUCACCGGCCACUGCAAUCCUCGAGAUCGAGAGCGGAAGCUCACGAUACCGCCAGUAUCUUCUCCAUUAUCGCGCUCAACGUUGAUGACGUGGAUCCUCGAGGAAGAGGCCUAGGCGUGACAGGGCCGGUAAGGAGCCGCGUGGUGGAGAGGUGAAAGGGGCACGUGGACAGGCGGCGAAAGAGAGGAGAAGAGAGCUUAGUGCAGCGUCGUCGAGGCAGUCACUAGGCAUCGUGUACCACCCCCUGGCCACGGGGGGUGGGACAGAAAGACCGUCAGCGUGGGUGCCGGUGCUGCAGGGGCGCGCCUGGCCCGUCGGCUCGCCCGCAGAUUAGCACGCCGAUUAGCGGCUAGCUCGGGCCCGUUUCGGCGUACCGGUCUGGCGACCUCGGGGGGCCUCACGUCGGCGGCGGUGGCCGUGGCGGCCACGGGGGAGCAAUCCGCUCCCCCAGCAGCUGCGCCACGCCAUACCACGCCGAACGGAAGCGCGAACGGAUCGACCUCGAGCUCGAAUCGCAAGAACAGAGCCAUGUCCAUGAGGAGUCUGCACCGGCGCGUCUCUCACCCUUGCCAUGGAAAUGAGAACCGACAUGCCGCGAAACACGAAAAGCGUCCGUCACAGAAGCUUGAAACCUCCUGGCCAUUUUCCUUGGAGGGCGAGGGUGGCGGCGGUGGCGGCCGUUCCGUGAUCAGCCCUGGUGGGGGUGGAGGAGGAGGUGGAGGUCGGCGGGCACCGAGUCUACGGCUGGUGAACGGAAGAGCGACUACGGGGGUCAGUUUGCACACCAGCAGCACAGAAUCCGUUCGUUCACCCCAUCACCACCUCGGCCAGCAACAGGGCGGCAAUAAUAACAAUAACAACAACAACAACAACCAUAACAACAACAAUAACUGCCACGCCGGUAAUAACCCCGCCGCGAACAAUCAUCCACGGCUUAACAAAGAUGACAGCAUCAAGAUCAGCAUCGAGAACACGAACACUUGCACGGACAGCCUCGUCACUGCUCUAGACGACGAGACAUUGCUCAUCACCGAUUUCGUGGCCGACACAGGCAACGAGAUGAAUUACAAGGGCAGCGGGAAGGUCCACUUCGGAGUGGACGAUGUGUCCCUCUACGGGACGCCGAAGGAGGAGCCGGGCCCGGGUCUACCGGGCCAGGAAGUCAAGCAGAGCUUCUUGAAGAAUCAGCUUCAGGCCCUGUUCCAACCUACGGACAACAAGCUGGCCAUGAAGUUGUUCGGGAGCAAAAAGGCUCUGAUGAAGGAACGAAUCAGGCAAAAGGCUGCAGGUCACUGGGUCAUCCAUCCUUGUUCCAGUUUUCGAUUCUACUGGGAUCUCUGCAUGCUCCUCCUGCUGGUAGCUAAUCUGAUAAUUCUGCCAGUCGCCAUUAGUUUUUUCAAUGACGACCUAAGCACUAGGUGGAUAGCCUUCAACUGCCUUUCUGACACGAUAUUCCUCAUAGACAUUGUCGUCAACUUCAGAACAGGUAUAAUGCAACAGGAUAACGCCGAACAAGUGAUCCUGGACCCAAAAUUAAUCGCAAAACACUACCUCAGGACUUGGUUCUUUCUCGACCUCAUUUCCUCCAUACCAUUAGACUACAUUUUCCUCAUAUUUAAUCAAUUUCAGGACUUUAGCGAGUCCUUCCAGAUCCUGCAUGCUGGCCGUGCUCUCAGGAUCCUCAGGCUUGCGAAACUGUUGUCGCUCGUUAGGUUACUACGGUUGUCAAGACUGGUGCGGUAUGUCUCGCAAUGGGAAGAGGUCUAUAUCCCCCUUUAUCAACAGCCGGAGAGGCACUACGAGCGUCGGGCGACACCGCCCCAACCAGACCGAACCAGCAAGAUAUUGCAGAACCUACAAAAAAAACGCACUGAGCGGAGGGGGCGCCUAAGCUCUGACAAUAUGAGUAAAAAGAAGUCCGGUUUCAGCAAAAGCGACCUUAUUUUUAAGUUCCUGAAUAUGGCGUCGGUGUUCAUGCGGAUUUUUAACCUGAUUUGCAUGAUGCUCCUAAUCGGCCACUGGAGUGGCUGCCUGCAAUUCCUGGUCCCAAUGCUCCAAGGGUUUCCUAGUAACUCGUGGGUCGCCAUCAAUGAAUUACAAGAUUCGUUUUGGCUGGAACAAUACUCGUGGGCACUUUUCAAAGCCAUGUCGCACAUGCUCUGCAUAGGAUACGGAAGGUUUCCACCGCAAUCCUUGACCGAUAUGUGGCUCACUAUGCUCAGUAUGAUCAGCGGUGCUACCUGUUAUGCACUUUUCCUCGGACACGCGACGAAUCUCAUACAGUCACUCGAUUCCUCCAGAAGACAAUACCGCGAGAAGGUGAAACAAGUAGAGGAAUACAUGGCCUAUCGAAAGUUACCAAGAGAGAUGAGACAGAGGAUCACGGAGUACUUCGAGCACCGCUACCAGGGAAAAUUCUUCGACGAGGAAUUGAUCCUUGGAGAGCUCUCGGAGAAAUUAAGAGAAGACGUGAUCAACUACAACUGCAGAUCGUUAGUCGCGUCCGUGCCAUUCUUUGCCAAUGCCGAUUCCAACUUUGUCUCGGAUGUCGUUACCAAAUUGAGAUACGAAGUCUUCCAGCCAGGUGAUAUCAUCAUCAAGGAGGGUACAAUCGGGUCUAAAAUGUACUUCAUACAAGAAGGCAUAGUCGAUAUCGUAAUGGCGAACGGCGAGGUCGCGACCUCGCUGUCCGAUGGCUCGUAUUUCGGCGAGAUCUGCCUGUUAACGAACGCGAGAAGAGUUGCCUCGGUCCGCGCCGAGACGUACUGCAAUCUCUUCAGCCUCUCGGUGGAUCACUUUAACGCCGUGCUGGACCAGUAUCCGUUAAUGCGCAGAACGAUGGAAAGCGUUGCCGCCGAGAGGUAUAAGCUUUGGUUAAACAAAAUCGGCAAGAAUCCAAAUCUGGUGGCCCAUCGCGAGGAGGAUCUCGGCAGCGAGUCGAAAACGAUAAACGCUGUGGUGAACGCGCUCGCGGAACAAGCUGCGCAUGCUAGCGCCAGUGAGGAAUCGGUACACAGCAUGGAGUUGAGGACCCUUCCUUGCCUGUUGCCCAGACCGAAGUCUGAAAACAAUUUUGCGAGUCAGGAACUCUCUCGAGAGGGACGACGAAUCUUCCACAAGAGCGAUACUUUCCACAAGGACUCGUAUCAAUGACGACACUCGUUAUACUAGCAUACAGAGAGAUACUAACGGCUCCAUGAGCGACAAUGGCUGCGUCCAGUGUCGAUCGAAUCAUUGGCGGCAGUUUUAAGCCUAGAUCCUGGACGCUACACUAGAAGCAGUCUAUACAUAGAUAUUCGCUAUGCCAGUAGUCCUCUAGCGAUCGAUUUCUAGCGCCUUCUUAUAUUAACCUGACGGCACGUUCCAAUUGUCCAGGAUCUAUGCGUAAAAUCGUGCGGACCAAAAAAAAAACAUCAACGUUCUCCAACGAUGGCACAGCAUACGAUAAAUGUAAUAAAAUCUUCGUUUCGGCGUAAUCUUGUUUUUUCUCAUCCGUGAGACGUUCAACACGUUGACAGCAAUAAACGAAACAACCGACAAACGAAGAAGAGAAACAUUAUCGAGGAGGAAUAAUAUGAUCGAAAUAAAUUUUCAUAAACUUAUGGAAUGUGUCAAGUUCGAUACGGGAAGAGGAAGAAAAUAAGAGAAGAAAUAGACUUCGCUGUGACAUCGAAUGGAGAACAGGGAGCCGUUAUUCCUGCCACGAGUCUUCUUCAUCGACGUAGGCGUCGCGAUUAUGGCGAAGAAAAAAACGACGACCGAGGAUGAAGAUCUCAAACGACGAAGAGCAGGCCUAGAAAUUUAUAAAAUCUACGUAGCCCAUCGUGGACUAAAUAGGAUAUCUUAAAACGACAGUGUUAAGCGAUGCGUAAUUUCUCUGUGAUUUUGCAAAAAGCCAUACGUCUCGCAUUUUAAAGAGAAGGAAAAUAAGAGAAAGAGAGCAUAAUCUAUACGCGAACGAUAUUAGGAUUUUAUUUUUGUUUUUUUUUUUAAAGAUAAUUAACCGAUAUUAACAGAGAAGAAGGAAGAAACUCGUGAAACGAGGGAUAUUCCAGUUAUAAGUUUGUUAACGUGUUUUAACUUUAGCUUCGUAUCGUUGAAUAAUCCUGUGCGAAUAGUCGAAUGAAAGGAGGAAGAAUAAGAGAGAAGAGCUUGGCGAUAUCCCGAAAGUUGGCAAUCGAAAGAGAUAAAUAAAAAAAUAAGAAGAUAAGAGAAGAAGAAAAAAGAAGAAGAAAGAAAAUGUUUCGUUUAAGCUAAGAUCCUCGAGAUCGAUGGAACACGCCAGCAGUAAUUCGGAACUCGUUUCUUCGAGUUUAUGAUAUAUCUUCAAUAAAUAUCGUUUUAUUUUAUUGAAACAAAAAAAAAAAAUAAAAUGUCUCGAAUUGAUUCGAUGAGGAAAUAAUGGAUAAACAAUAUCGAAUUGAUUUAUAUUCAAAUCGAAGUUUUAAAAGACCGUCCUGAGACGUAAACGAAAGAAAGAGAAAGAAAAAGAAUUCAACGCUACAGGAACGGAGAAAUAUAAAAGAUAUACGAAAAAUCUUUUAGGAUAGGAAACAAAAGGAAUCGGAAGAAGUUUAAAUCGUUCUACAAACAAACAAACAAAUAAAAAAAAAAAGAAAAUUAAUAUUAUAAAAAAAUCGAAGGCCCAAAGACCGUGUUAACUUGUUGAGUGUUCUUUGGGCUAUAAUGGCUAAUAUUAAGAAAAAAAUAAAAACGUCAAUGAAUGAGAAAUAUUACAAUUAAGUGGAACGCGAGAGAGAGCGAACGAGAAAGAGAUAAAUAUACCUUUUUAUUCAGGCAAAAGACAUGCGAUGUACUAUAAGAAGCGAACAUAAAAGGAGAAUUAAAUUAGAAGAAAGAGAGAAAGCUAUAAAUAUUAUGUAAUAAAUUAUUAUUGUUACCGAUUAUCAUUGCAAUGAUUAUUACAUCCACUACCGCAUAAAUGAAAAUAAAGAAACACUAGGCAGAUUAAAUAAAAACAAAAAAAACUAAAACGUAAAUGAGAGAACAGAUAACAUUAUAUUAUAUAUAUAUACAUAUAUACAUAUACAUAAAUAUACAUAUAAAGUAUGCAUAGUGGUCAAUACCGUGUUGCAGAUAUUAUGUAACGUUUUAAACUGUAAAACGCAAGGAAAGGUUAAACACCGACAACAUCGAUAUACAUUUACGGACUGUCUCAAAUAUAGUGACGAUUUUUUAAUAAAAUAUUGCUUCUCUGAUUAAUUUCAUAAUUAGUUGAAUAUUUUCCAGACGACAAGAAAAAAAAUAAAAAGACGAAAUAUUAAAUUAGAAUUAAGAUCGAUAUUAUUGAAUUAUAUUAUUUUUGUAGCUAUUGACACGUAUAUUUUAGCGAUGUUAUUCUUUACGCUUCUUGAAAGUUUAACGCGACUGUUGAAUUUGUCUGAUAUUAACACAUAUUUGUAGCGGAAGAAAGAAUGCUCGAUUUCGAGGGAAUAUUUUCCGGGUCAGUGGCUCCUGACUCGAAUUUUAUCGUGCAUUCUCUUUUAAAUCUUAGAAUAAAUAAAAUAUUCUUUAUUUCUUU
Molecule: messenger RNA, 8590 nt
Organism: Apis cerana (Asiatic honeybee)
Lineage: Eukaryota; Metazoa; Arthropoda; Insecta; Hymenoptera; Apidae
Gene: Ih
Product: hyperpolarization activated cyclic nucleotide gated potassium channel Ih
Biological process (GO): potassium ion transmembrane transport; sodium ion transmembrane transport; regulation of membrane depolarization
Cellular component (GO): HCN channel complex; membrane
Molecular function (GO): voltage-gated potassium channel activity
Source: RefSeq, a predicted model, not a curated record